CGUGACACGGGCAGAGCGCUUCCUGCGGCGGUGUUAACAGAACUGGCGAUUUCGGGAAACUAGAAUUGCACUUAUAGGCGAUGGCCUCUGCUUCCCUCCCGGCAUACAACCCCAGUCCCCUGGAGAACAGCAGCUCCAGCCAAAACGCAUCCAGGGAGAGUCUGAAGAUGGAGCCCCUAGCAGAUGUUGCCUUACUGCCGGGAGAGGAGAGAGUGAUAGACAAAGACCUCAUCUACAUGUGCCCGUUCCAUGGAGCGCUCAAAGGCAAAGUUUUCAUCACCAACUACAGACUGUACUUCAGGAGCACUGACAUGGAGUCCACGGUUACCCUAGACGUGCCACUGGGUGUGAUCGGCAGGAUAGAGAAGAUGGGCGGAGCCUCCAGUCGAGGGGAGAACUCUUAUGGGCUGGACAUCACCUGCAAGGACAUGAGGAACUUGCGGUUCGCUUUGAAGCAGGAAGGCCACAGUCGCAGAGACAUCUUUGGGGAGCUGUUCAAAUACGCGUUUCCCCUCUCUCAUGGAAUGCCACUGUUUGCGUUCCUGAGUCAGGAGAAGUUCGAGGAGAACGGCUGGAGCGUUUACAACUCCAUAGACGAGUACAGGCGCCAGAAUCUGCCCAGCGAGCAGUGGAGGAUUUCUUUCAUCAAUGAGAGCUAUGAGCUGUGCGACACUUACCCCGUGCACCUGGUGGUCCCGUACAAAGCCACAGACGAGGACCUACGGAGGGUGGCCACUUUUCGCUCACGCGGCCGCAUCCCGGUACUGUCUUGGAUCCACCGGGAGAACCAGGCGGUGAUCACGCGCUGCAGUCAACCCCUGGUGGGCAUGAGUGGAAAGCGCAAUAAGGAUGAUGAGCGCUACCUAGACAUCAUCCGUGAGGCCAACGGCACGCCCAGACUCACCAUCUACGACGCCAGACCCAACGUCAACGCCGUGGCCAACAAGGGGUGUGUGUUUUGUCUGCUUGAAUGGUUACUCGUCAUACCAACGGCCGUAACUGAGGCCACGGGAGGGGGUUACGAGGGUGACGACGCCUACCAGAACGCUGAUCUGGUCUUCCUGGACAUCCACAACAUUCACGUGAUGAGGGAGUCACUGAAGAAGCUGAAGGAUAUAGUUUACCCCAAUGUAGAAGAGGCGCACUGGCUCUCCAGUCUGGAGUCUACGCACUGGCUGGAGCACAUCAAGCUGGUGUUGUCGGGGGCGAUCCAGAUCGCGGAUAAGGUGUCGUCGGGCAGCUCGGUGGUGGUGCACUGCAGCGACGGCUGGGACCGCACGGCUCAGCUCACCUCUCUGGCCAUGCUGAUGCUGGACUCGUACUACCGCACGCUCAGGGGCUUCCAGGUGCUGCUGGAGAAGGAGUGGAUCGGCUUCGGACACAAGUUCACCUCGAGAAUCGGCCACGGAGACAAAAACCAUGCAGACCAGGACCGGUCCCCCAUCUUCUUGCAGUUCGUGGACUGUGUGUGGCAGAUGACCAAACAGUUCCCAACUGCCUUUGAGUUUAACGAGCGUUGCCUGGUAACCAUCCUGGACCACCUGUACAGCUGUCGCUUUGGCACUUUCCUCUACAACUGCGAGAGCGUCCGUGACAGCAACAAGGUCCGGUCAAAGACGGUGUCUCUGUGGUCUCUGAUAAACAGCGACAAGGCUGCCUACGUAAACCCCUUUUACACGUCCGACUGCAGCCGCGUGCUCUACCCGGUCGCCAGCAUGCGCCACCUAGAGCUGUGGGUGAAUUACUACAUCCGCUGGAAUCCUCGCAUACGGCAUCAGCAAAGUCCGGUGGAGCAGCGCUAUAAGGAGCUCCUGGCACUUCGAGAUCAGUAUCUAAAGAAGCUGGAGGAGCUGCAGCUGUCCGACUCAACCCCUUCUUCUGCACGCCUGACUAACAGCUCCACCCCAAACGCUCCCUUGCCUAACCAGCACCUCACACACCUGCAGACGCCCUUCUGAUCUCAUAGGCACCAUGACAACAUGGGACGUUUGUACAUAGCAAUAGAAUUAAUUAUGGUAACAGUUAGUAGUGAUGUUGGCGAUAACAAGUAACACACACACACACACACACACACACACACACACACACACACAAAAAACGUGCUUAUGCAAUAAUGUCACAGUACGGCCUUCGUAGAGCAGAAGUCAGUAAUGGGUGACAUGAAGCCUUAAAGAGACGGUGAUAUGCUGUUUUGUGUACUAAUGAACGUGGUGUGGGCACAAGGCUGUAGCUCUUCCUAAAGUGUACAGUUGGAAGCAAGUUAAUUGGUCAGCAUUAACACAUCGGGAUAGAGGAUCGGGAAUGAGGUAGUUGGAUGUGACUUUGUGCAGUGUGUGUCAUAUGGUCUGCUUGAAUGGUUAUAAAUGGGUAUAAAUGUCUGGAGCUGAUGGUGAUUCCCUAGAUCAGAACGAGCAAAAUUCUAAUCCUAAAGAGGAAAAGGAGUUCCAUUAGGUUCAUUUCUCAGCGAUGUAACUACUUUGGGGAAUACUGUCCGGUUUAUGAUCAGCUAUUGACUUUGGCUUGUAUAAUGUCCACUCAAUCCAGUGUAAACCAGAGGCUGUGAACCUCGGCUUCUUUAUAAGCAAUCUCCUGUCAGUGUUGUAGACUUGGGACAAGUUUGUGACCAUGACGGGCCAUGAAGCCUUCGUCUUGAGAGAGUCCAAGAAGCGUUUGUCUUGAUAUUGUGUGAAUGUUGUUUUGUUGUUUCAAGCAUGCAGGACAUUGGCUGCUCAAGACAGACACAUCUGCAGAUUGGGAGGAAAAUAUCCUUUAAAAAAAUGCUUUGGAUGCGCUUAUCAAACAGAACCAGGGUUUAGGGGCUCAAGAGAGCAGUUCUGUGCCUUCUCUGUCUGAGGUAUCCUGUAACCUCAAGUAGACAUUUUAUAAGCAAACCUUUUUUUUUUUUUUUUUCUGUAGGCAGCAUCAGUUGCAACAAUAGAUGACGACUUCUGGCUUUCUGCCUUAGACUGACGGGGUCACCCUUGGGUCGCCAUGCACCUAUGGCGUUGGGUUACCUCUUUAAUCGACGUACAAUCGCCACGGAGGCUUCAGCGAGGGUUUUGGCUCUCUUCCUAUGGAUGGGAGCUCCUGUGACCUACCCGGUCCCUUUAACCUGAAGCCAUAAGAUAUUGGGCUGGGAGAAGGUGUCCUGGCGAGCUGGUCCAGAGUCAGUUCUACCUGUUGCAAAUACUGAAUUAAGACUGACCGUAAGAGUCGAGCAGCUCAGCAGGACACCGGGGUGCCAUAACUAAUGCUGCCUCAGAAAAGCUUACCUUUUGAAGUCUGGCCUCAAUGAGGAGAUGAAGUUUAAACCAUACUGUUAGAAGUAGUAGAGAAAAACAACAAACACAAACACUUUGCUGUUGGUUGUGUUUUUAGGGGGAAAAAUCUAUUUUUUAUUUUGUACAAGUACCAUAACUAUGUAAUUACCUCAACAAAGCCUAUUUUACUGUUGAAAGUUCUAUUGUUGUAAAAUACAUAAUUAUUUUAUUCAGUGUAAAAUUUGACAGUUUUAUAAAAUGGAAAGUAAUAACAAAACAUAUUUUGAUUGGUUGAACAGAUGGUAAUUAGUGGUUAUCAUGUAUUUCUUUACUUAGUGGGCAUUGGUUUUAUGACAGAUUUGAGAACAAUCUCAGAUAUUUGUAAGACUGUCAGUAGGGAAUUUUUGUUCUCAACCCCUUUGCUCUGUGUGUGAGUUUGAGUGAGGGAAUGCUGCACACUUUUUGUGGGUUAUUAUUAUUUUUUUUAGGAAUCCUCUGUUGGGCCUUUCAGGGGUCCACUUUCAUGUUCUUGUAUUCCCUCCUGUAUGCUCCACUGUCUGAUGGCCAGCUAUUGUUCUGUAAAUAAUGCUGAUUAAAUUAAUUUAAAGAUUU
Electrophorus electricus (electric eel) is the source of this 3872-nucleotide messenger RNA. RefSeq names its product myotubularin 1 (gene mtm1). Gene Ontology annotation, molecular function: phosphatidylinositol-3,5-bisphosphate 3-phosphatase activity; phosphatidylinositol-3-phosphate phosphatase activity. Gene Ontology annotation, biological process: negative regulation of autophagosome assembly; phosphatidylinositol dephosphorylation; mitochondrion distribution. The record is from RefSeq and is a predicted model, not a curated record. Gene Ontology annotation, cellular component: membrane; cytoplasm. Lineage: Eukaryota; Metazoa; Chordata; Actinopteri; Gymnotiformes; Gymnotidae.